UCUUGUUAUUGUUGAUGCAGGUUGGUCCUGGGGCAAAAUUGGCAGCUAUGUGUAUUCCACACUGUAUCCAUGUAAAUGACAUGCUGCUGUGCCAUGGUAACAGUGUGUUUUCAGCUACGAACUGCUGGACGGCUCACCAAGCAGAGCAAACUGAGGAAAAGAAGAAAGUCAUCAUUGACAGCCUCUCAGCUCAGCUCACGACUUAAAGAGCAACUUUCAAACACUGAUUCAUUCCGUUUUUGUGGCACUGACACGUAACUCUGGGACAAUGAAAAUGAAUCUCACUGUACUGACUCUUUGCCUUCUUGGCGCAGUAGCUUUGUGUAGAGCGCAAGGAGGAACAGUCACCCCUACUGCCGUGCCUUCAUCCACCACUACUACAACUGCUGUACCCCCCGCUGCCAGCACCACUGCCACAACUGGUGCUCCAACCUCCACUGCCACAACUGGUGGUCCAACCUCCACUGCCACAACUGGUGCUCCAGCCUCCACUGCCACAACUGGUGCUCCAGCCUCCACUGCCACAACUGGUGCUCCAGCCUCCACUGCCACAACUGGUGCUCCAGCCUCCACUGCCACAACUGGUGCUCCAACCUCCAGUGCCACAACUAGUUCUCCAACCUCCACUGCCACAACUGGUGCUUCAACCUCCACUGCCACCACUGCCACAACUCCACAAACUGAUACCACUGGCAACACGGAAGGAGGUUCACAGGGGCUUUCGUCGGGUGCUAUAGCUGGUAUUACCAUUGGCUCUUUAGCUGGGGUGGCUGCACUUGGUGGUGGUGUCUUUGGUGCACUGAAGUACACUGGGAAGAUCUGAGACCCGUUCUUGCCAAACAAGGAUUUACAUGGUUAAGGAUUGUAAGCUAAAUAUUUACCAUCCUAAGAUCUAACAGAUUCACCUCUGACCCUGUUAACUGGACUAUGAAAAGCUCCUAUUGUCUGACAGGCCCAAUAAAGUAAUAUAUAUUCUAAUGAUGAUGUAAUGGGCCAAGAGGAAGACAUAAAAUGUCAAUUUGACUACUUUGUUCUUUUGAAAUUUUUGGUUUUAGGUCAGGACUUAAUCCUUAGUUGAUCAAAAAAAAAAAAAACUUUUGUAUUGUCAUAGAAAACAUAUUUUACAAUAAUUUAUGUUUUUAUUUCAAUGUCAGAUUAAGUCUACAAAGUACUUUUAGUUUUAAAUAGACAGGAAACUAAUUGUCUCUGGAUUUAUAAGCAGUUGCCUAGAGUGUUUGAUUUAAAAAAAAAUAGUUCUCAUAAUGUUUGGUCUUUGGAAUUCUAUUAAGUGAACUUAACAAUAAUGAGCCAGAGUUGUCAUCAGAAAUACAUAAGCUGCACUUUCUUGGCCUUCUUUAAAAGAAAAUUAAGGUAUGCCUUUUUGGGCUGAAUAAUUUGGUAGCUAUUGAUGAUAUUGUUUUGUUAUUAUUAACUGGGCUUUUUAACCCAAGUUCUGUAUUUCCAUGGAGAAACGGCUUUGAAAUCACUCUGUACAUUUAAUAAAUAGCUGUUUCCAUUCUU
Messenger RNA from Seriola aureovittata, 1521 nucleotides. RefSeq lists its product as uncharacterized. The record is from RefSeq and is a predicted model, not a curated record. Bases 269 to 823 code for a protein of 184 amino acids. The transcript is spliced from 5 exons. Lineage: Eukaryota; Metazoa; Chordata; Actinopteri; Carangiformes; Carangidae.